Nicotiana attenuata is the source of this 1296-nucleotide messenger RNA. RefSeq lists its product as uncharacterized. NCBI's taxonomy places the organism in Eukaryota, Viridiplantae, Streptophyta, Magnoliopsida, Solanales, Solanaceae. The coding region runs from base 88 to 1140 and encodes 350 amino acids. The record is from RefSeq and is a predicted model, not a curated record. The transcript is spliced from 3 exons.
AAUUUUAUGAAAUGUUUCCUCUUCCUCUACAACACUCUCUAUUUCAUUAAUUAAUUUGGAUCGCCACUCAAAACUAUAGAGCAGAUUAUGGAUUUGAAGAAUACGAAUUUCAAAAAUCUCAUCAAUGAAUACUAUAACUAUAUUGUGUACACACUUCUAACUUUAGUUUUAUUAUCUAUUCUCCUCUUAGGCUCUUCAGGUAACAUCAGCAAUUUUGCUUUAUUUCCUACGCAAAACUCCGUUUGUCAAACUUCAAAAACAUUUAACAUGAAAAUAUAUGGAGAUAAGCUAGAAGAAGCAUUAGCGGGAGCUGCAACGAAGGACAAGACGGUAAUUAUUGCAAUUGUAAAUAAAGCAUAUGUGGAGGGAGAUAAGCCGAUGCUAGAUAUUUUUUUGGAUGGUUUUUGGCUUGGGAAAGGCACUGCGAAAUUAAUCAAACACCUUUUGAUCGUUGCGAUGGAUCAAACGUCGUAUAGAAGGUGCAAGUUUCUUGGACUCCAUUGCUAUAAGCUCCAAACGGACGGUGUUGAUUUCGUCGGAGAGAAAUUGUAUAUGUCUGAAGAUUUUAUAAAGAUGAUGUGGCGAAGAACCCGGUUCUUAGGCGACGUUCUAAAACGUGGUUAUAACAUCAUAUUCACGGACACUGAUGUGUUAUGGCUAAGAAAUCCAUUCCCAAAGUUGAGCCACAACAAAACCAUAGACUUGCAGAUCAGUACAGACAACUUCAACGGCAACCAAUGGUCCGAGGCCAAUCUCAUUAACACAGGCUUUUACAUGAUCAGAUCAAACAACAAAACCAUUUCAUUGUUUGAUGCGUGGUACGCCAAGAAAAACAAUUCUACUGGAUUAAAAGAACAAGACGUUCUGCAAAACCUAAUGCGCGGAGGAGAAUUUCGAAAGUUAGGCCUUAAAGUGAGGUUCUUAGACACUGUUUAUUUCAGCGGGUUUUGUCAAAACAGUAAGGAUGUUAGGGCCGUUGUGACUGUUCACUCCAACUGUUGCAGAAGAAUUAGUGCUAAAAUGGCUGAUUUGAUAGCAGUGAUUCAUGAUUGGAAGAGGUUUAUGAGCUCCCCUGCCAAUGAAACAUCCAAGUUUCAGUGGACGCCUCAUGAUCACUGUCGCAACUCGUGGAAAAAUUAAGGAUUAUAUGAUAAUUUCAUGUUGAGAUAUUUAGUUAUAAAUUGUAUUCAAAUAGGAGUAUAUAUUUUUGUGAUUUGUAGCAAUGGCAGUGUAUAAUUUGUAUGUGCAUAAGUAGAUGAAGUAUUUUCACAUACUUUAAGUACUGCAAUAGCAUAG